AUGGACGAGGAUACCGCUCUUCUUACUCCUGAAACAAUGCGGACUCCUCUGACGGACGCUUCAGCAAGAGUAAACAAGUGCCUUGCCCCGAUUACAGAGCGAGACGAGCCACUGAGACAACCACAGCAACAGAUGACAUCGCCGGUGCCGAUGUCCAUUGUGACAAGUCCUCUGUCUGCAAAAAAUGCCGAUAUCAAUUGCAGCACCCCGGCUCCUGACUCUCAGCCAGGAACGAACCGCAAUUCUACAAUAUCAGCGGCGUCAAUAAUCUCCAACCAAGGAAAGAGGAAGACACACGUGGGACCAUGGCAACUUGGAAAGACCCUCGGCACUGGGGUCAGCGGCCGCGUGAGACUGGCGAAGCAUUCGGUAACGGGGCAAUUGGCUGCAAUCAAGAUCGUAUCAAAGAAAUCCGCCGCCAUAACGCAGAGCGCGAGUAUUGCAGGAAUGGAUAAGAGGGCUAAUCGCAUGGGAGGAAUAGGGCCGCGGCAGAUUCCAUCCGGGCUGGAGCGCGAGGUUGUCAUCAUGAAGCUGAUCGAACACCCGAACGUGAUCAAUCUUUAUGAUGUAUGGGAGAACCGGGGCGAAUUGUACUUAGUAUUAGAAUUCGUGGAAGGGGGCGAAUUGUUUGAUUACGUCUCUGAAAACGCGCCUCUUAGAGAGGAAGAAGCAGUACGAAUAUUCUGUCAGAUAAUCGCUGGCCUGGGAUACUGCCAUCGCUUCAAUAUUUGUCACCGAGAUCUAAAACCGGAAAACAUACUGCUUGAUGGACAGGGUAAUGUCAAGCUCGCGGACUUUGGAAUGGCUGCUCUUCAGCCGUCGCAUCGCUGGCUUGACACGUCUUGCGGAAGUCCACAUUAUGCUGCUCCGGAGAUCGUCGGAGGAAAAAGAUACCUAGGUGACAAGGCAGACAUAUGGAGCUGUGGCAUAAUCUUGUAUGCAUUACUGACGGGUUUUCUUCCCUUCGAUGGAGAUGACACCCAUCGCACGCUAGAGCUGGUGAGGCGUGGGGAGUUCAAAAUCCCUCCCAAUAUUAGCCGUGAAGCAGCAGACCUCAUCAUACGCAUAUUGGAGAAGAACCCGGACCAUCGAAUCAGCAUGAGCGAAAUUUGGAGACACCCUUUGAUUAGAAAGUACGAGAAGCGCUACCAAGGGGCAGUGAACUAUCAUAUCGGCCCUGCUCCGCCGAUUAUGCCUGAAGACUGUGGCCCGCCAAUCAACAGCAAGGAAGACGUCGACAUCGACCUUCUGAGGAAUCUCCAGACACUAUGGCAUGAUGCUACUCCAGAAGCAAUACUGAAGAGAAUCUUAGACCCUACUCCAAGCCACCAACGCCUAUUUUACAAUGCUUUGGUGAAAUUCAGAAAUGAACAGUUAGAGAAUUAUCAGGGACAGACCCUCGAGCAUUCGGCCAGCGACUAUCACCAUAUAUCAGUGCCGCCGCGUACACCGAGUCGCCGGACUCGACGUGCGAAGGGCAGCUCAGCGAAGUGGUCUCAGUUCCCACCCGUGAGAGAAACAGGAAUAAGAACAAAGUAUAAUGAGGAGCCGAAGUCUUGUGCUACGGUGCGGAGCUACGACCCGUUCAGGUCGCCACAAGGCAAAUACCCCCCGAGAGAAGCGAAGUGUGCGAAGAUUACAGUCUACCGCAAUGGACUUAUUGUCGAUGUUGAUAAGACCGUGAAAGAGCCUUCAGAAACAGCUCCCCAACCGAGGCCAACUGCAAAAAACGACACGGAUAACGAGGUUCCCGAAUGCCCGCCAAGCUCACCUUUCGUGGUCAUGCGUGACAAGCGCAUGAAGGUCAAUUCUGUCAAAUCAUUCCAUUCAAAAACAUCGUUAUCGGGUUCUCGUCGGGCUUUAUAUGUCGCAUCAACCCCUCGUUCUGCCAGCUACAAACGCAAUGUAUCCUUCCACCACAAAAGAAACCGCUCGCAAGGCUCAGUAUCCGCCAGAGCGAGGCCACCCCGGCCGAAAGUCCGCAACAUCAGGCUUGAUGCAAGUGAAAGCACUGUAGUGUCUGAAUUUGACGAUGAUCCAUUUUCUGACGCACAAGAGAGCCCAUCGUUGCCCGCUCAGCCUACAGUUGUGCGGGGAGCUGGUGUUACAAUCAGGAAUUGUCCUCAGAUGAAGAAGGUGCGAAACAGUGAUAUCAUUUGGAAGGAUGAUGCGCGAAAAGUGUCCUAUGAACUUAGUCAAAUAUGCGAGGAGGCCUUCAACGGCAGCUCACUGUCCACGAACUGCACCGCCAGCACAUGCAUUGGCUCCGAGACGCCUGCGACAUCCGUGUCGAUCGCCAGUCCUGAGGUAUCUCAUCAACAGCUUGCCUCCAAAGGACACUCAGCCAUACGCACAGCACCUCCAGCCGCAUCGUCGCCUCGGUCAUACACAGCUGCAGAGCUUACUGAAACCCGUCGUAAGCUGAUCCAACAUUCGUCUAGAGACGACUCAGGAAACAUCCCCGGCUACUUGAAGCCGAUCAUAGCACACCUAGAUCGCCUGAUCGAGCAGGACGAAACGAAAAAACAAGAGAGGCGGGAUCAUCCCCAAUCUUAUGCCAGUGCGAAGAGUGAGCAAUUUGUCCGGCCUUCAAGCGAAACCCCGCAGCCACCAGAAGCACAGAAAAACCCGGAUAAUGCGCCGGAGCGUCAAAGCAAUGCUGGCUACAAAGCAGGAGACCAGGGGACAGCCUUGCAGUCAACUCCUCGGAAGCAUCCUGGCCGCUCCAACCGUGAUGGAAAGAGAACUGUACGCAUGGUGCCUCAUAGUUCCCUGCAGUCGAUGGAACCGACCAGGGACUUGAACAUUCGAAAGAAACGCAGUUCUAUCCCCGAAGACAUUCCAGAGACACUAGACUUGUGUACACCGGAAGUUGAGAACGACCAGGCUGCAGCAUCUACACGCAAGUUCGCUUCCCUUAAUCCCGGCCAAAGUCGGGGCCCUUGCGAACUGGACCCUAUUGAAGAAACGCCAGGAUCACCCCGACGUAGCGGCACUCGUUCUUCAGACAACAAGAAAUGGUCGUGGUUCCAGAAUAAACAUCAGCUGGCAGGGGAGCACACUACAAGAGAAUGUUCGGACAUCCCACAAAUCCAACCAAGUUCAGCGACUGUGAUCAGACACCACCAAGAUGACUCGAGAGGGGCGAAAGCCAAGACCCAGCGAGAAAGCCAGUCGAGUGGAAAGGCAUCUCGGACAAAGCCCAAGGGCGGGUUCUUCAGGAGACUAAUACAUAGACGAGCAAGCAAGGAUGCUCAGAACCAUGAUACAGGAUUCGACGUGACAGACGCGAACGUCUUGCUUCACCACAAUCCCGAGACUGCCAACACAACAGACACUGAAUAUGACGGCAAACCUCUUCCACCUCCCCCACGCGGUGGGGGGAAGAGCCAGAACUGGUUUGCUCGCGUAUUUCAACUCAAGCCUGCUACUCGAGUAAUAGCACUCAACACAUCAACUACCAAAGCUCGGAAAUACAUCCAUAAGACCAUGCGUGAGUGGAAGAAAUGGGGUAUGGAGGAUGUUUAUCUUGAUAAGGAUAAACGGGUUAUCUACGGAAGCGUGGGUGAAGUCAAUCUGCUGAAUCUUCGACCGGUCCAAUUUUCCGCUGAAUUCUGCACUUACCUAGAACAAGGUAGGCAGGAGAACCUCAGCCUUGUCCGCUUCAAGCAAGAGCGCGGAGCAGCAUCGUCCUUCCACAAGGUGGUCGACACUCUCUACCUCCUCAUGAAGGGCCAGCACAUGCUCAUGGAAGAUCCGGCACGAGCAAAAGAGAUGGUUCGAAUUCUGGACGACUACCCGAACCCUUGAAUAUCAGAACAGUCUUACUUAAUACCCUCUUCGUUCCCAUCUUCGUCUCAAUCCCUUAACUGUCUGGAAUAUCAUGACCCACCCAACCGCUCGGCCCCUCCAAAUCUCACUGCAUAUACCCUCAAUCAACCAUUUUCAGGACUUCAUGUUCAUAAUCUCUCUCUCCUUCCCUCACCCUCCCUACAAGUCGGCCUCGUCCAGUUCCAAUUCAUAUGCCAUCUAUCCAAAACACUCGCUUGGUGAUGAUUCCUCCUUGACUAUCGCUUUUGUCAUUCCUUCCUGAGACACUCUUUCGUG
This is a messenger RNA of Aspergillus welwitschiae, 4107 nucleotides long. RefSeq names its product serine/threonine-protein kinase. The transcript has 5 exons. Bases 1 to 3810 code for a protein of 1269 amino acids. NCBI's taxonomy places the organism in Eukaryota, Fungi, Ascomycota, Eurotiomycetes, Eurotiales, Aspergillaceae. Gene Ontology annotation, cellular component: cytoplasm. Gene Ontology annotation, biological process: protein phosphorylation; intracellular signal transduction. Gene Ontology annotation, molecular function: protein serine/threonine kinase activity; ATP binding. The record is from RefSeq and is a predicted model, not a curated record.